This is a messenger RNA of Dibothriocephalus latus, 174 nucleotides long. The record is from the annotation of a GenBank genome assembly. NCBI's taxonomy places the organism in Eukaryota, Metazoa, Platyhelminthes, Cestoda, Diphyllobothriidea, Diphyllobothriidae.
GUGCGCUUGCCUCAGCAUGCCAUGGAUGCUGAGGAUUCCGGUUCGUUUCAGGACUUCCAUGUUCGGAAUCCUAUCCUCUUUCAGUAUUCAGCAGAGGCAGCUGAGAUGGAAGUGAUUCAACUUCCACACUUGGUUGGACUAGAGGGUCCAGGUCUCGGCUCCAAACGGGAAUGA